AUGGCGAGUUUUGCAUCUAGAACAGGGUAGAAAAUUAAAGAAUGGUGGGGAGCCAAAGUCACAGUUGAUCCUCAGUUGGAAACCAAAAAGCAAAGGAUUAAUGAGAUAGAUCAAUAUAUCAAGGGGUUGUCACAAUCCUUUAGCAAUAUUUCAGCAUUAUUUUAAUAAAUGCAUGGCCAUAUGGGACGAAUCAGCUCGAUCACUCAGAAGUUGUUUGAGAAGGAAACUGAUACUAAUAAGAGAAUAGGAAUUGAAGUCACAUCCAUGUUUGGCAACCUUUCAGAACUAUUCCGAUCAAAGACAGAACCAGCAUCGGAGUUGAAUAAAAAUUAUGGAGAAUGGUUUUAAACUAUAGAAACAUUGAAAAUCCAACUUACGAAUUUCUCCGAGGUUAGAUUGGUUUAUGAUCAUUAUAAAUUGAAAGUGGAUGAAUUGGAGAAGGAUCGAUCCAAUGCAAUUUCAAAGGGAUUGCCUGAGGAUUUUAAAUUAUCAGAUAAAAUUAGGAGAAAUCAAAGUAAAUUAUCAAGUUCUGAAACAAAUUAUAAAUAAAAGCUAUCUGAGAUUUUAAAUAACAUGAACAAAUUAUUGGGAAAUUACUAUAGAAUGAUAAAUUAGAGUCUCGAUUCUUUUAUUACUAUCAAUUUUGAUUUGUAUAUGAAUGCUAAAUCAAUUGUCAAGAAAAAUUAAAAAGCAUUUAAUAAAUUUAAAUAUCCAGAAUUAGAGCCCAUAAUAGAUCUAUUAAGAGAGUAGAAAGAGAUGUCAUCAUUAUUAGAGAGAGAAUAAAUAAAAGAGAAAGAAUUAAAAGAAUUGAAAGAAAAGGAAAAAGAGAAAGAAAAAGAAAAGGAGAAAGAAAAAAAUAUCAAUGAAAAAGAUGAGAAACAAUAGUAAUAACCACCACCAUAACAAACUCCUUAAUGGGAAGUUAAUAAUAAAUUUAACCCUUUUGGUUAGACUCAAUAAAUGAAUUCACAAACUCAUUCCAUGAUUAAUAAUCCCCAAAUGAUGAAUCCUAUGAUGAGCUCUUAAACUGAUUUUGGUAGUGGAUUCGGAGUUAAUCAAAUGGCUAAGUAAUAAUAAUUUAUGAACCCGAUGAUGUCUCAAAGGUAAUCUGUGCAACCAUAAAGUAUGAAUAAUAAUUUCGCUAUGAAUUUUCCACCCAAUCAAAAUAGACCUGAUGUGUUUGAUGACGUGGGAUUAUAAAUGAUGAGCGAUAUAAGAGCUAGCUAGAUGAAUGCUUGGUAGCAAUAAUAAUAAUAACCAUAUGCCUAGAGUCAAAUUCUUAAUUAAAAUAAUUUUGUUAAUAAUAAUCCAUUUAUGAGUUCACAACAGAUGAGCCAAAGAGCUAGUAUGUAAUAAAACUAAGGGUUUUAAUAAUUUGAUUCCUAAAUUAAUAGAUAGCAAUAGCCAAACCCUUUUGCGGAGUUAGACAAUGAGACUUAAAGAAGGGCUAUGUAUGAUAAUCCAUAUACGUACAAUCAGCAAUUUUAAGAUAAUUAAAAGACUAAUCCUUUUGCAUGAUUAAUAUUAUAUCUAUUUAUAAAUUCAUUUUUAUAUAUUAUUUGAA
Paramecium tetraurelia is the source of this 1564-nucleotide messenger RNA. RefSeq lists its product as uncharacterized. NCBI's taxonomy places the organism in Eukaryota, Ciliophora, Oligohymenophorea, Peniculida, Parameciidae. The record is from RefSeq and is a predicted model, not a curated record. The transcript has 6 exons.